Messenger RNA from Trametes versicolor FP-101664 SS1, 464 nucleotides. Its product is annotated as 60S ribosomal protein L30. Gene Ontology annotation, cellular component: cytosolic large ribosomal subunit. Lineage: Eukaryota; Fungi; Basidiomycota; Agaricomycetes; Polyporales; Polyporaceae. Gene Ontology annotation, molecular function: structural constituent of ribosome; RNA binding. Bases 29 to 376 code for a protein of 115 amino acids. The transcript is spliced from 3 exons. The record is from RefSeq and is a predicted model, not a curated record.
CCCGACACCCUCGUCCCCGACAACCGCGAUGGCCCCCACCAAGAAGUCCAAGGCAGCAAAGUCCUCCGAGUCCAUCGCGUCUCGCCUGGCCCUCGUCGUCAAGUCGGGCAAGUACUCCCUCGGCUACAAGUCUGCCCUCAAGCAGAUGCGCAACGGCAAAGCCAAGCUUGUGCUUAUUGCCGGCAACUGCCCCCCUCUCCGCAAGUCCGAGCUUGAGUACUACGCCAUGCUCUCCAAGACGUCCGUGCACCACUUCGCGGGCACCAACGUCGCGCUCGGAACCGCUGCCGGCAAGCUCUUCCGUGUCGGUGUCAUGACCGUCAGCGACCCUGGUGACAGCGACCUCCUCACCGUCGCGGAGGCUGCCGCCCAGUAAAAAUAUCAUACCGCACACCAUCAUGUAUUGGAUCUCGCUCGGGCACCCAUCCCGCCAGGCGUUGUAUGAUUUAUGAGCUUGCCAUGAC